Messenger RNA from Portunus trituberculatus (swimming crab), 1544 nucleotides. RefSeq lists its product as uncharacterized. Lineage: Eukaryota; Metazoa; Arthropoda; Malacostraca; Decapoda; Portunidae. Gene Ontology annotation, cellular component: cytosol; HAUS complex. The coding region runs from base 189 to 1346 and encodes 385 amino acids. The record is from RefSeq and is a predicted model, not a curated record. The transcript is spliced from 9 exons. Gene Ontology annotation, biological process: spindle assembly.
GCAAAACGGGAACUUUUGGCAACUUGAUCUGGCAGCACUGGGCUGGUGAAGAAGCGAGCCAUUCAAGAUUCCCGCGGUUUCAUUAUCCACCUGACGUUUCGAGACUGUGUCCUGUGUCUUCAUUUAGCGUCCCACCGCUUCUGUUUAGCCCCGUACCUACAUUCCCAGAGGUUGGUGUUGGGCGAGACAUGGACAUCAAGCACAAAGAGGUAGUUGACUGGCUGCGGGAAGUGUAUGGGAAGGAGCAGAUCCCUCCUUAUGAGAAGACUGAGCGUAGCAUCACCAUCCUGCACCAACUCAUGACAGCCAGCAAGUGUUCGGAAGACAAUGCAAAGAUACUGGCAGAUGACUAUGUCACUAAAACUGCAGAAUACAGUGCUGAAGCCAAACAACUGAAGGGAUGGCUGGAUCCAGUCAACAUCUCCCUUGACAUGUUAUCUGAGGAGGGACAGACUCACCUUACAUCCUUGGCACACACAGCUGAAGUACUAGAUGUUCAAAUCCCAACUUGUACCAAUGUUAUCCUGGCCAUGAAUGAAGUGGAAAUUAACCAUAUGCAGGUUGGUGGUCUUGGGAAAUCCUCUGUUUUAUCAUUUUUUUUACCGCAUCUAAACCAUAGAGCUUAUUGUCUCCUUGUGUCUGUCAAUUACAAAAAAAAAUUACCCCUGUCCCCCCUGUGCGCAAGUCGAUGCGCUGUUUUCCUAUUCAUUCCUGUGGUAGCCAUCCUCACCACCACCACUCUUCGAAGCUACACGCACUGCUCGCCGUGCUUUGCCUCUGCUGUCGGUGGUUUUUCUUCAUUCAAGAUGUCUUCUUACGUGGCUUCUCCACCAUCUAUUGCUGACACUGACUUGUUGGGGGAAAGCGCACGUCACCCAACAGUCGGUGUUAUGUUUAUCACCGGCAGCCCGCGGUUCGGAACACAAGGAUCCUGUGUUUCGGGGACUGCACCGCCCGCCACUGCGCACUCUGCCUUCUCUUCUGGAAAAUUGUUUUAUAGGAUCCAUCAUCAGGCAGAGCUGACCUGGCAGCAACAGCAGGAGGAACAUGCCAAGAAUAUGAAACAGGAGGAAUUCAUGAACUUGAAAUGUAAUAACUACACAGCAGACAUCAGCAAUUAUGAGGCCAAUCUUAAUAAGGUGGGCAUGACCAGUAAUAUCACCCACCAGGCCCUGGCUACACAGUGGGCUGAGCUGCAAAAGUUGGAGAAGCAGGUGAGUCGGCUGGAAGACCAGUUAAAGAGCUAUACACUACCUCCUGACAUGGGGCUGGCCCAGGUGGAAGUUGGAGCUGCCCGCCAGGAGUUAGCCACUAUAAUGGAAAGUGUGGCUGCAGCCUGCAAAUAGGCCAGCCUCUCUUGAAGUGACUCCUGGCCCUUGAUUCCCACUCCAUUGAGCUGAAAUAACACUGCUCUCAUCUCCCCAUGGAUGCCUCAAAAGCAGGACACUUUGUGUACUAAAUGUAAGGUUUGCAAAGAAUGAAUUUGUAUGCAUAUUAUCUGCUCUAUUUAGUACUGGAAAUUUAUAAACAUUGAAUUCAUUGAA